CUGCCCGGGUCUGUUUUCGAAGUGAAGACACGAACCUGGUGGCCAACGGGUUGGAGGAGAUCUGGGGCAGGGAAAGGAACUCUUCGCGAUCGAUCGUGCCCGAAGCAUCCUAUUGUGAAUGAGUGUGAGUGAAUUGGUAGAGAUAAACGAGAGUUUCUAUCCUGGGAGAUAAUAUGCGGUACCUUAUCGAGCUUCAUGAAACGUUUGCGCAGGCGGUCCACCUCUUCACGGUCGACUAUUGCGGGGUGUCAGUUCCAGGUGGGGGGAGUGUUUCAUCAAGUCGGAUUCGGGCUUGUCGCAACGAGUGAACAUACAGUUGGACGUGGAGACGAUAUUAUCGAACAGCUGAGUAGUGCCGACAGAACCUCGGCGGCGCUGGACAUGGUGCAUGGCAGCCGUGUUGGGCUCGGCGGGUUGGUCCAUUUCGGGGGAGAGAGGGGAAUGUGAGCCGGGAAGGUAGGGAGGCGAUUCCAGUGAAGAGGAGAAGGAGGGGGGGGGAAGGGAGGGAGAAAGAGUUUACGUGAAUUUGUGGAGAAGGCAAGGGAAAAAAAGAGAUAAGAGUAACCCGUAGAAUCAGAUAAGCGGAGAAAUAGGGAGACGAGGGGAGAGGUCAAGAGAAAGGGAAGGUCCAAAACAAGUCCAGAAGCGGAAAGCGCGAGCGGUCCCCCACCUGGUGGGCACCUGAUAGACUGCCUUAUACACCAGGCAUCAAAGCCUCAUCAAGCAAGCGAGCCCCUGAGGCCGUGCGCGCGGCCAAAACAGGCCAUCACCGGGUGACAUUGCAACGUCAACCCAUCCGCUUGCCGAGAAUCCCCCAAUCUUCCAUCGUCGAUAUCUACCCCCCUACCAUCCAUUUUCAUCACAAUUUUACGACUACGAGAAAGCGCAUGACCAGACCUUUCGAGUGAUCCCCAUUUUGCCAACCCCCCGCCCAUGGUCGUUGCCCUUUUGCGCGUCCCGUCGCUAUGACUCGGUACGGGGGCCUGGGCCGGACGCGCCCGAAAAAGCUCACCUCCAAGGCGUCCAUUCCCAUCGUCCGCGAGCACGAGAUCGAUGUCGUAGACGAUGAGAUCCAGUCUACCCUACAACAGAUCGAGACCGGUGUCGAAAAGGCUGAGGAGUCGGAAUUCCACUUGCAAGCCGCGAUCAAUGCUGCCGCUCAGGGCAAAGACAAUGAUGCGCAUAUCCCCACUCGGGAGGUCAUCGUCAGUGACAUUCCGUAUGCCAAACUGUACCCCCCGAUCUUCUCGCAACCCGCGACCUACAUUCGCUUCUCCUCCACGGUGGAGGAUUGUUGCGGAUGUCCGUACAAUAUGAAUGAAGAAGAUGAUGCAUGGCUGAAGAAUUACAACUCCAAGCGCGACGCUUCCAGUCAGUGCUCCGAGGAUGAUUUCGAGGCCACAAUGAACUUCUUCGAGGAGACUGCCCAAACCAAACAGCCUUUUGCUGCCGUUGAUAGUCCCCCCGUCCUCUCCUUUGCCGAUAUGGCCGAGUCCAUGGAUGCUGCCGUAGAAGAAAGUGUAAAGCGCUUCGCCAAGGACAUCUAUGAGCACUGGAAAGUGCGCCGUUUGGCUACGGAGAACCUCCCACUGGAGCCGAUGUUGAAGUUUGAAACUGGUCAAGAUACAGAUGAUAGCGAUCCCUUUGUCUGUUUCCGCCGUCGUGAAGUGCGCCAGAUUCGCAAGACUCGUGGGCGCGAUGCGCAAAGCGCGGAGAAGCUUCGCCGCCUUCGUAAGGAGCUGGAAGAUGCUCGGCAAUUAGUUGCAUUGGUGCGCCAGCGCGAGGUCGCUCGUAAAGAGAUGCUUGGCAUGGACCGCACGAUAUUCAUGCAGCGCAAUGAGGUCAAGGAGAUGAAGCGUAAACUCAACAUCAAGGACGAUGACGAGGACCUUAUCAACCAGAAGCCAAAGAAGAAGACGAUCGAGAUGCCUCCUCGGCAACCCAAUGCGCCCCAGCUUCGCAUGCCUCUCAAGCCUGGUCUCCAAGGUGCAGAGGAUCUGCAACUGCUGGAGGACGUACAGUCCGAAAAGGAGAACGAGAUUCUUCGCGAUAUCAAGGCAAAUAUUGCCAAGCAUAUCAAGUGGAACGAGGGCUUUGUGGAUCUUACCCGCGCACCACUUUCCCCAUCCCCCGAAAGGACAUUCGACGCUGCCGCGUUCCGUCCUGCGUUCACGGCACAACUCCCCACUCCUCCAUCAUCAGAAUCUUCGGGCGAUGUGAUGGACACCUCAUUAGAUGUGACCAGCCCACUCUUCUCCAAGGAUAAGCUUACUUCGCGGGCCCUGGAGCUGCAUGAUCAGCCACACCGUAUGCCGUCCUUCCGACGCCGAGUGGGACGAGGUGGUCGAUUGUUCAUUGACCGUCGAAACCUCGUGUCGCGCUGUAGAGUCGAACUGGAUCCGUUGCAGGCCGAUCGCUUCAAGUUUGAUCAGGAGGAUUCUGAUGAGGAGCCUACCUAUGACACGGAUGCAUACAGCAUCCAGAUCAUGCAGCACCGCGCCAUCACAAUGGCAAAGGCUCGCGAACAAGCCGCAGUGGCUGCCCAAGCUCAUGCGCAGGCGCAAGCACAGGCAGCUCAGCAACGCCGAUUGCAGGCCGACCAAGCCGGGAAUCCCCAGGGUGCGAAUCCUGUCCCCGUCGCCGUGACUGCGUCGUCCGAGGCGUCAUAAGCGGUGUCUGUCGUCUGCUUUCUGCCACCUCUUUUCUUUGUCUUGAUUAUUCCCUCCCCGUUUUUUCAGCAUUUGGCGGGCGUUUUGCGCGUGGUUCGCUUGGGUCUUUUUUCCCCCCUUCGUCGCCCCUUAUUUCUCGUUCCCAUCUUCCUAUCACCCUUGUAGUUUUAGUACCACCUCCCUUUAUGUUCUGACGACCCGCGCGCGACGAAGGGUUUCGAUGGAGCCCGGCUUUUUGCUUUUGAUUCGCACACCCACCUCCCACUUCUCGCUCCCCCACCCCCGGAGCACCUUUUCCAUCUCAAUCUCUCACACUGCGGGAGAUACCAAAGCCGGAGCCGAACGGCGCACGCAAUGGCUGGCUUUCGCUUGCAGUGCUGCCUCAGCUUCAAAAGGUCUUCUGCAUUGUUAGUGUACAUAUUAUUUUUCUUUUCUUCACCUUUCCUGUUCUGGGGAGGAGCAUGCGGGUCAUGGAAUGGCUCCUUUUUUUGUAUGAUGGAUAACCCGAAGUUAUGAUGCCAGCGACGAUGGGGGAGAAACGAAGAAAGGCAGAAAAUAAAGACUUCAAAAUCUAACAGAAAUAAAAUCAUUCGCAAAAACUUUUGGUCGUUCUGGUUCUGGAUAGAGGGCAAUCGAGGUCGGCCGAUGGUGGGAAAGGGUAGAUUGGGUAUUGUGGUAGUUGCUCACACGCGUGCAGCCUUGAAGUGUCUGGUAUCGGUAUGACCGUUGGCACUGCGCUUAAGGGAUCCGCCGGAGACGAGGGGUUCCAACAUGGCAAGAAUGGCUUGCAGAACCUCUUUCUCGCCAAUGCGCACCUGCAGAGCCAUCUUGUGGCGACGGGCAGAUCCAUCUAAUGAGGCGGGGGCGUUUGGAGGGAGAAGGCUGCUGAGGAGUUGCAUGUCCUCGCCGAGAGAGCUCCCGUACUGCGCUUGCUUGGUUUGCAGGAUCUUGAAGAGAAGGCUGGCUUGGUUGCUCUCCAUGGCAGGCUUGGGCAGCUUGUUCUUGGAACGACGCUGCUCAAACUCUUCUGGUGUCAGGGACAAGGUGGUGAGAAGGACGACAAGCUCGGCGGGGAGAAUGUCCUGCAGAGACGCGUUGGGUGCUGGCCGAGGAAUCACAUAGCCGUCUUCCAGGACGUCGUUUUCCUCGAGGAGUUCCAGCUGUUG
This is a messenger RNA of Penicillium brasilianum, 3835 nucleotides long. The record is from the annotation of a GenBank genome assembly. NCBI's taxonomy places the organism in Eukaryota, Fungi, Ascomycota, Eurotiomycetes, Eurotiales, Aspergillaceae.